AUGACUAUUUCUGAUCAUCCAGAAACAGCACCUAAGUGGUGGAAAGAGUCCACCAUUUAUCAAAUAUACCCAGCAAGUUUUAAAGAUUCCAACCAUGAUGGGUGGGGCGAUUUGAAGGGUAUCACUUCCAAGCUUGAGUACAUUAAAGAACUUGGCGCGGAUGCUAUCUGGGUUUGUCCAUUUUACGAUUCCCCACAACAAGAUAUGGGGUAUGAUGUGUCAGACUAUAAAAAGGUCUGGCCCACAUAUGGUACCAACGAAGACUGCUUUGAUUUAAUUGAAAAGGCCCAUAAACUGGGCAUGAAAUUCAUCACUGAUUUGGUCAUAAAUCAUUGCUCCACGGAACAUGAAUGGUUCAAGGAGAGUAGAUCCUCGAAGACCAAUCCAAAACGUGAUUGGUUUUUCUGGAGACCACCAAAAGGUUACGAUGAAAAUGGUAAGCCAAUUCCACCAAAUAAUUGGGGAUCCUUUUUCGGUGGUUCAGCAUGGACUUUUGAUGAAACUACGGAUGAAUUUUAUCUGCGCUUAUUCGCAACAGGCCAGGUUGACUUAAAUUGGGAAAAUGAUGAUUGCAGAAAGGCAAUCUAUGAGGAUGCUGUUGGAUAUUGGAUAGACCAUGGUGUGGACGGUUUUAGAAUUGACACUGCUGGUCUAUAUUCAAAACGUCCUGGCUUACCAGAUUCCCCAAUUUUUGAAGAAAACUCAGAGUUUCAGCAUCCGAAUUGGGGUUCUCACAAUGGUCCUAGGAUCCACGAAUUUCAUCAAGAAUUGCACAGGUAUAUGAAGGAUCGAGUUAAAGAUGGCAGAGAAAUUAUGACAGUAGGUGAGGUCGCCCAUGGAAGCGAUAAUGCAUUGUAUACCAGUGCAGCUAGGUACGAAAUCAGCGAACUGUUUUCUUUCGAACACGUCGACAUUGGUGCCAAGCCCUUCUUUCGCUAUAAUAAAGUACCUUUCUCCUUGAAACAAUGGAAGGAAGCGAUCGCGUCAAAUUUCUUGUUUAUUAAUGGUACAGAUAGUUGGGCCACUACCUAUAUUGAGAAUCACGAUCAAGCUCGUUCAAUCACGAGAUUCACUGAUGAUUCGCCAAAAUACCGUACUCUGUCUGGUAAACUGUUGGCAUUGUUGGAAUGUUCACUGACCGGUACGUUGUAUGUCUAUCAAGGUCAGGAGAUAGGUCAGAUCAACUUUAAAAAUUGGCCCAUCGAGAAGUAUGAGGAUGUUGACGUAAAAACACAUUACGGAAUCAUUAAAAAGAAGUUCGGUGAGGAUUCAAAGGAGAUGGAAGACUUCUAUGAAGGAAUUGCUUUAUUCUCUAGAGAUCAUGCAAGAACUCCUAUGCCAUGGUCCAAAGAGAAGCCAAAUGCCGGUUUCACUGAUCAAAAUGUUAAGCCUUGGUACUUCUUAAAUGAAUCAUUCAGACAGGGAAUUAACGUUGAGGAAGAAUCCCUAGAUAGCGCUUCAGUUCUUAACUUCUGGAAGAGAGCCUUGCAAGCCAGGAAGAAAAAUAAAGAACUCAUGGUUUACGGCUACGAUUUUGAGUUCGUUGACUUAGAGAACGACAAAAUCUUUAGCUUUACCAAGGAGUAUGAGGAUAAGACGUUGUUUGCCGCUUUGAAUUUCAGUGGAGAAGAAAUCGAAUUUGAGCUUCCAAAAAAAGGCGCUUCUUUAUCUUUCAUUCUCGGAAAUUACGACGAUGCCGAUGCUUCCUCCAGAGUUUUGAGACCUUGGGAAGGUAGAAUCUACCAUGUCAGAUAA
Molecule: messenger RNA, 1755 nt
Organism: Saccharomyces kudriavzevii IFO 1802
Lineage: Eukaryota; Fungi; Ascomycota; Saccharomycetes; Saccharomycetales; Saccharomycetaceae
Product: glycoside hydrolase family 13 protein
Exons: 1
Coding region: 1-1755 (584 amino acids)
Biological process (GO): oligosaccharide catabolic process
Molecular function (GO): alpha-amylase activity
Source: RefSeq, a predicted model, not a curated record